Molecule: messenger RNA, 5200 nt
Organism: Culicoides brevitarsis
Lineage: Eukaryota; Metazoa; Arthropoda; Insecta; Diptera; Ceratopogonidae
Product: basement membrane-specific heparan sulfate proteoglycan core protein-like
Exons: 15
Molecular function (GO): protein binding
Source: RefSeq, a predicted model, not a curated record
GUAUGUGUUGCUGAAAAUGGAAAUGGAAGCGAUCAAGCUGCUACAAUCAUCGAAAUCGAACGUCGAGAAGCUCCAAUUGUCGAGCUUCAUCCAAAAGAACCACAAGUUCUCAGAGUUGGCGAAUCAACGAGAUUCGCUUGUCGCGUUACUGCAGGAAUUCCAUAUCCAACAGUCACAUGGAAACGUGUUGAUGGAAGACCUCUUCCUGCUAAAGCUGAACAAGACUAUCCGGGAGUCAUUACUUUCCAUUCAGUUGGAUUAUCGGAUGCAGGAACAUACGAAUGCGUUGCUGUCAAUGAAGCUGGCACGGUAUCUCUCUCAUCAACAUUGGAAGUUCAAGAACCUCCAACUGCAAUGUUUAUUCCUGACGAUCCAUAUGUCUUUGUUCGCGAAGGUCAUAGCAUUGAAAUUGUUUGUCAAGCAACAGGUUUCCCAACACCAAAUGUCGUAAUUAAAGCACCAAAAGAACAAAAUUUGGUUAGCCAUUCUCCUGCAUUUGAGAGAACUGCUUUGGGAACUGCGAGAAUCAAGAUCACAUUAGCAGAAAAGAGUCAUGAUGGUGUCUAUGAAUGCGAAGCAACGAAUUCAGCAGGAAAAGAUAUUAAAUACACAAGAGUUCAAGUUGGAAGAGGAGAUCAACCUCCAGAUCCAGAAGACGAAUAUACUCAUAGACCAUAUCCUCCGCCAGAUAAUCGUGUUACUGAAAGACCUGGACAUAUAAAAUCCAGAUAUCCAGCUCAUUUGAAUACGCGAUCUCUUUUGACUUGCAAUGUUGAAGGUUCUGAAGUACAUACUGAAUGGCGACGAGCUGAUGGAUAUCCAUUACCACACUCUUCUCAACAAUACAGCGGAAAUCUCAUAAUUGAAGAUACUCAAUACGAUGCUGCUGGACUUUACGAAUGUGUUGGAAGAACAGGAGGAAGCGAACCAUUUGUUUUACAACAAGUUGAACUUGUUGUUAUUGCUUUGCCUCGAAUUACUUUUAGUCCUCCAAUGCCGAUGAAUGUACGAGCUGGAGAAAAUGUUGUUAUCCAUUGUAACGCAACUGGCGAGCAACCAAUUACCGUUACUUGGCAUCCUGAAGGCGGCGGUUAUUUGCCAAAUGCAGUUCGUGCGAGCGGAAAUUAUUUGCAAUUCCAUAGUAUUACGCCCGCAGACGCAGGACGUUAUUAUUGUACAGCAAUGAAUGUACAUGGAAACACAACUAAAUUAGCAGAAGUCAUCGUAAAUCGCGUAGACACUCACGAGCAUGUUCGUCCCGGAAGAGUUCAAGAAGUCAACGAAGGAGAUACAAUAUCCUUAGAUUGUCUUUUGCCAAAUGACAUUUUAGUCCCGGGUGUACGAUUUGAAUGGCAUCGCGUUGCACAAGAAAUGCCUCGAACUGCUCGUUAUAACGACAAUAAACUAAUUUUGUCAGAUGUCUCCGAAUACGAUGCAGGUCGUUACGAAUGUCGCAUGAUUUAUUCAAAUGGUCAAGUGACAAGAAAUCAUGUUGAACUCAAGAUUAAGCGAUAUGAGAUAGUAACUAUUGUUUGUACACAUGUUGACUAUGUUUGUGUACCUCGAGAUGUUUUAUGUGAAAGCCUUUGCUCUGGAUAUAAGCAAUGUGUAGGACAAAGUGACGAAGAAGUUUGCAAAUCUACGGAGAUGAGGACCAAAAAGGAAACUCAAAAAAUUCAUCGAAGACCGACAAAAUUCCCGUUUAUGCUGAAAGAUAACUUAAUUGAUCGCGAUCAUUUGCCAACGCUAAGUUUGUCACCCCCAAGAUCAUAUUUGAAGGUUGGCGACUCAGUAGUAGUUGAUUGCGAAUCAUCCGAAGGCCCUGAAGUACAAAUCCAAUGGGAAAAGAGUGGAUCAAGACCAUUACCAUCAAACUUCCAUCAAAGCGGAAAUCGUUUGAUUAUCAAUGAUGCCAAAGAACGUGAUGCAGGACGUUAUUCAUGUAUUGGAUAUACACAACAAAAUCAUCGUUAUGUCUCUGAGUAUGAGCUUAUUGUAACGCCAAUUGCUGAAAUUGUCACAAGCAAUUUCCCAAAAGUUGAAUACGCUGAAGUUGGUGCAUCUUUGGAUCUUCAUUGCAAUUCAAAUAGUUAUCCCGCAACAUAUCUAUGGACCCGUCAACAUGGUUCAUUCCAAGCUGAUCAAAAUGUCAAUUCAAAUACCUUGAGUUUGAAUGAUGUUCAAGCUUCUGAUGCAGGAACAUACAUUUGCACAGUACGUCAUAAUGAACAACGCAUCGAUAAUCCAACAAUAUUGGUUGUAACAGGCGCUAUUCCUUUCUUCCCGCAAUCGCCAAACAGUUAUAUGGCAUUCAACAAAAUCGAUAAGGCUUAUGCACGUUUCAACUUUGAAGUUACGUUCAAACCAGAACAAAAUGAUGGUUUGAUUCUUUACAAUGGAGCUCGUCGAUCGGAUGGCGAUUACAUUGCUUUGUCGUUGCGCGAUGGGUAUGUUCAAUUCAAAUACAAAUUCGGUGUGAAUCAAGGAUCAGUUGAAUCAGCACAACCAUUACAAGAACACAAAUGGGCUACUGUCAAAGUUAAUCGCCAACGUCAAAAUGGAUUCAUGAUUGUUGAUGAUCAAGCGCCCGUUUCGUUCUCUAAUUCUCGCUUCUAUGGAUUGAAUUUGGAAGAUAAUCUUUAUCUUGGAGGGGUCCCGAGCUUUGAUGUCGUUCCAAAAGAUGCUGUUCACGAAAAACGAGGAUUUGUUGGAUGUAUCAGUCGAUUGUCUAUAAAUGAACGUGAAAUACAACUAAAUCAAGAAGCUAUUAAGACAGAAGGAACAACUGCAUGCGAACCUUGUGCAAAUGAACCUUGCAAACAUGCCGGAGUUUGUUUAGAAACUCAAACAAAGAGCGGUUACACAUGUGUUUGUCAAGAAGGUUACACAGGAAGAAAUUGUCAAGUUGAAGGAAGCCAUUGUACACCCGAUGUCUGCAAUACAGGAAGAUGUUUGGAUACAGAUGAUGGAAUCUCAUGUUUCUGCCCAUUGAACCGAACAGGCGAUAGAUGUCAAUAUCGUGAACAUUACGAUAGCGACACUUUGUCGUUCAAGGAUGGAAGUUAUGCAACUUAUGAUCGUCUCCAAUCAAAGAAAACCCUCAAAUUCAAGAUUCGACCAAACAGUAUUAACGAUUCUGUCUUAAUCUACACUGCUGAAUCUGAAAAGGCUUAUGGAGAUUACUUUGCUGUUGUCAUCAAGGAUCGUCAUAUUGAACUUCGUUAUUCGGUAGGCGGAAAAAUAACUCCAGUUGUUAUAAGAUCUGAUGCGCCAAUAAAACCAAACGAAUGGACUGAAAUUUCUGUAGGUCGAACAAAGAAUGGCGUUGGAUUCUUACAAGUAGGCAAUGGAGCAGAAAAAACAGAACCAAGAUUAAGCGCUCGUGCUCAAAGCAUCUUCCUAAAAAUUCCUCUUUAUGUUGGCGGUUAUGAUAAGCGUAUCUUACUAAAUCAAGGCGUUGAAGUAUCUCGAGGAUUCGACGGAUGCAUAACUGGACUCGAAAUAGCUGGAAGACCCGUUAACAUGAUCGCUGAAAUGCGAGAUGCUGCUAAUGUUGAAAAUUGUGGAUAUGCAAUGUCACACAACUCUGAGAAUGAAAUUGAUAAUGACAUUCAAUCGGGCACUUGUCAUCCGGGAUAUAUUGGAGCUAAUUGCGAAACUUUAUACGAUGCAUGUCUUGCUCUUGAGCCCUGUGAAAAUGGCGGAACUUGUCAAUCGAUGAAGAAUGGAGAAUACAAAUGCUUGUGUCCUUAUCCAUCAAGCGGAGUUAAUUGUGAAAACACGAUUACCCUCUUGUUCGACACACAUUACAAAGACAACAGCUAUUUGGAAGUUAACCGCUCCAUUUUGUCUCCGAAAGUCGAUUUGAAUGAAACAGGAAUUGCCAUUCUCUUUUCCACAAAGAAAUCAGAUGGUCUUCUCUUUUGGCAAGGACAACCAAAAGGAACUCCGUUUGAGGGACAAGAUUUCCUCGCUGUUGCUAUUGUUGAUGGCUUGAUUGAAUUCAGUUUCAGAUUAAAUGAAGAAGAAUCGUUGUUAAAGAACACUUACACGAAAGUUAAUGAUGGCAGUCGACACAUUGUAAUCAUUAAGCAAGAAGAAACGAGAUUUAGCUUGGAAGUCGAUAGUUUUGUUCAACAUGGAGAAACGAGACCAACGGGCAAAACAACGAUUCAUUUACCGGGCAAUGUAUUGAUUGGAGGAGCCCCUGAUAUUAAUAGUUUUACAGGAAACAGAUAUACUCAAAACUUUAACGGAUGCAUUCACAUUAUGGAAACAACAGCUGGUACUCCAAUCAACUUAACAGAAGCUGCUGUAAGCGGUGUGAAUAUCGAUACGUGCCCCAGCGAUGAAACAAACACGUUGAGUGGACCGGAAGAUUACGAUGAACCAUUAGUCGUUUAAAUUUUCAUUUUUAUCCAAUUCAAAUACAGACUUUCAAAGAAAUAUCUGUUAUCUUGAAUGUUCAAACUAUUCUCUACUUAUUUUUUUUAACAAAUUCUCUAUUUUAGCAAUUAAGUCCUUAUGUUAGCUUUAGUUGUUUAACCAUACACAAAAAUACGAUCAAAUAUUGAUUAUUAUUGUGCCAAAAUGUAAAAAAAAAUCUUUUAGGUUUAUAACCUUUUUUUUGUUAUUCACUGCCCGAGUAAACGUUUUCUUUCGAAUUUUCAUGCUGCCGAAAUUUGACGUAAUGUAUUUUUUUAAUUUGAAAUCGUGUUUUUCAAUACAUAGUGCCAUUUUUCGUUUUUUUAAAUUAUUUUUACGUCUUUUUAUAUUUAAAUUUAAAUACAUUCAUAGAAAUUACCGUGAGCCAUAUCAUCAUAAUUCAUAGUUAUUACGGAAAACAUAUUGCUUCUAAACAAACGUGAAAUAAAAGUGGAAAAUCUACGCAAAUUAAUUUUAGGAUAUAUAGAAAGAAAAGUGUUACAUAAGAAACUAAGGUCGAUGAUUUUGUACAUUUUGAGAUAAACAUAAUAUUUAAAGAGUAGAAACUUAUUGCAUUUCAUAAUUAAUACUAAAAAUAUUCGCGUGAAUCAAAUUCAAUCUAAGGGAAGAACGUAAAAACUAAUCCAACGCAAGUUAUUUAUAAGAUAUGAAAAAGAAAACUAACACAAGACAAUAAAGAAAAAUAUGUAAAGAACUAUUCGAACGGAAUACCUACUUUACUAUUAAUGAAACAAGAAAGAAAAUAAUAAAUGUU